Molecule: messenger RNA, 4293 nt
Organism: Pichia kudriavzevii
Lineage: Eukaryota; Fungi; Ascomycota; Pichiomycetes; Pichiales; Pichiaceae
Exons: 1
Coding region: 1-4293 (1430 amino acids)
Molecular function (GO): lipid binding
Source: RefSeq, a predicted model, not a curated record
AUGGCCGGGGUACAGCCAGGAACACCAGCCAAGGUAGAGGACAUGUCUUCAUACGUCCCUACCAUCAACAUUGACUUGAAGAAAUCUACGCAGAAUGCUGCAGCUAAGGAACAAGCUGGGAAACCAGAGUCAGAAACUCUAAAUGUGAAUGAUGAUAAUGCAUCGGUGAGGUCCAAUGGAUCUUCCACGUCGUCGUAUAUCCACGAUAAUGAAUUUAUUGCACCUAAAGACUAUUCGAUGUCUUUUCCAUGGAAAAAAAUUGGUGCCUUUAUUGAAGACUCUUCCAAUUUGACACCCGAGGAAUUACACGAGUUUUCAAGUGAUGACAGUGACAACAAAUUGGUCACAUAUAUAUAUGAGAAAUACUAUGCAGAUUUGUAUUGGAACAUGGCGUUGGUUGUGGGCUGCUGUUUUGCCUCUUGGAUGUUUUCAUAUUACGGAUUCGGAUUGUUAUCAUUUUUGUUUGUUUCCUUAUUCACUUUUGCAGCCUAUCGUACUGAAUUUAGAAGAUUCAAUACUAACAUCAGAGAUGAUAUGCAAAGAAUUCAAUCAAAGGAGAAUUUGGAGAAGAAAUUGGAAUCGAUGGAUUGGUUGAACAGUUUCUUAGCUAAGUUUUGGGUUAUUUACAUGCCUGCAUUGUCUGAUUUAGUGAUCUCUAAUACUAAUCUCAUCCUCAAAGAUGUUCAACCACCUCCACCAAUCAUAAAGUUGUCCUUGGAUGAGUUUACCUUAGGUACGAAGGCACCCAAAAUUGAUUCCAUUCGUUCAUUCACUAAACUAGGUAAGGAUUUAUACCAAAUGGAUUGGAAAUUCAAUUUCACGCCAAAUGAUAUAAGUGAUAUGACCCAAAAUGAAUUGAAAAAUAAGAUUGAUCCAAAAAUUUCUCUUGGUAUUAGAAUAGGUAAAGGAUUGGUGAGUGCCUCUUUACCUGUUUUAGUCGAGAAUAUGUCAUUUGUUGGUAACAUGAGGAUCAAAAUUAAAUUAGGUGAUAUCUUUCCACAUAUUGAUGUUGUAUCAAUUUGCUUUCUUGAACCACCAUCUAUUGAUUACGCUUUAAAACCUGUUGGUGGUAACACCUUGGGUAUUGAUGUUAUGUCAGUUAUUCCGGGAUUAUCAUCAUUUGUUAAAAGCUUGAUCAAUUCCAACUUGGCGCCAAUUAUGUAUUACCCAAAUACAAUUGACGUGAAGCCUACUGAAAUUUUACAACCCCCUUCUGCAAUUGGGGUAUUAGAUGUUAAGAUUAGAGGAGUUGAGUAUUCUUCAAAUGAGAAAAUUAAUCCUUAUGUUGAAUAUUCAAUAUCAAGUAACAGUUUGAAGAAAUAUCAGACCGAUAUCAAAUCUAAUACUACAGUUCCUGUUUUCAAUGAAUGGGAGCAUAUUCUAAUUAACGACAUGAACCAAAAUAUAAAUUUCCAAUUGUUCACGGUAUUAAAAAACGGAGACUCCAAAUUACUAGGUGAGUCUAAGUUUGAGUUACAAGAUUUACUUCAAGACUCGGUUCUGGAAAUGAAUGUUGAAAAGCUUACCAAAAAUAACAAAAAUGUCGGAAAAAUUGUGUAUGAUUUGAAAUGGUAUCCUGUUAUUGAUAUUGUCAACUCUGAAGCCGCUGAAAGUUCCGAAAUUGGCAUCAUCAACUUGAAUAUUUUAUCAGCGCUUGGUUUAGACACUUCGUCAUCGAUGAUAGGUAAGCUAUCUACAUUUGUUGAGGUCUACAUUGAUGAUCUACUGAUUGAAAAAUCCAGAAUUGUCAAAGGUAAUAAUCAACCAGAGUAUAAUUUCCAAUUUGAGGACCUAAUUUACCAUCGUUCAACUUCGGUUUUGAAGAUUCUGAUCAAAGACAUAUCUUCAUUCAACGAAACUGUUAUUGCGGAAUACCAAUCGAAAGUUUUAGAUGUCACUUUAAUAAAUAGUGAAAAUAUUGAUGAGGUUAAUCAAAACCAAGUUGUGAAACCGUUCACCAAGGGCAAGGGUAAAUUGAAUUUUUCGGCUUUAUGGAAGCCUCUGGGGUCAAUAUCUGAGAAUGAUGAUGAUGCAGAAAAUGACGUUUCAUUUACUCCACCAAUUGGUAUUUUCAAAAUUGAUAUUGAUUCUUGCGAGAACUUGGAUAAGAUGGAUUCCUUGUCAAAUAUGAACCCAUUUAUUCAGAUUAUAAGCGGAGGUAAAGUUAAGGCAAGGACAGAAGCUAUCGACAGAACUCUAAACCCUGUUUUCAAGGAAGAUUUCUAUAUUUCAGUUUUAUCGAAAAAUCAAAAAAUUAGACUAAAUUGUAUGGAUGCUGAACCUAAGGGUAAAGAAGAUAGAUUAAUUGGUCAAUUGAUCCUCAAUACCAGGUCAUUUUUUGAUGAUCCGGAUUUCCAUAAUAAAGAGGUCUCUAUUUCUAAAGAGUUAUUGAGAAAUGGUAAAGUUACUGGUAAGAUUAAUUUCAAAUUACACUUUUAUCCAUUAAUGGAAGUUUUCUCUCACAACGAGAUCAAACAAAUCCAGAUGUUACAACAAGAAGAAAGCGAAAAAUCCGAAGAUUUGGAUGAGUUAGAAGAGCAAGCCAGGUUUUUGGAAGAUUAUAAGAAACAUCCAGACGAUUAUGAAUGGGUUGAUGAUGACGAUAAUGGGGCCAAACAAAUUCUGGAGGCUAAUAAAAAUAAGGUAAUCAUGUCAUUAGAUGAAGUCGUAAAGUAUAACAGUGGUGUUCUGGGUAUCAAUGUCCUUUCGGGCACGUUGCAUGAGAAACAUUGUUUUGUGCAGUUUUUCAUCGACGACCAUUCAUAUCCAGAUUUUACAACUAGAGGUUCCAGACAUGGUAGAAUUUCAUCUUGUUCAGGGGACUGUUUUAUUCGUGACUUGAAACAUUCUAUUUUGAAUAUUAGAAUUACGAAGAGGGAAAAUCCAAAGUACAGGGAUGACAUUAUCUAUGAAACUGUUGAUUCAUUCAAUGUUUUAGAGCUAUUAAAAUCAGGAUUUGACGAGUCCGUUGAGCUCGACUUAAAUGGCAAUAAGUUAGAUAUCAUUUUUGAAUUUGUUCCUGCAAUCACUGACGAUGCAUUAAACGUCUUUGAGAGUGUCGAAGAUACUGGUUUGCUAACGGUAGGUUUACUACGAGCAAAUGGAUUGCUCUCAGCUGACAGAAAUGGUUAUUCUGAUCCAUACGUUGAAGGUUAUAUCAACCAGAAACACCUAUUUAAGUCUAAAACUAUUAAAAAGACUCUUAAUCCUGAAUGGAAUGAGGUUUUCAAAGUGCCGAUUAAAUCAAAAACUAGACAAUCUUUAACAUUAUUUGUGUGGGAUUGGGAUUUAGCUGGUGAUAAUGAUCCAUUAGGAAAUGUUACUAUCCCUCUCAAAAACCUGCCGGCUAACGAAGAUGUCUUCCAAUCCUUCAAAUUGAAUACGCAAGGUGCAGUUGAAUUGAGGUUGAACUUCCAACCAGGUUAUUUGAAACCCAACUCAAUAUCUUUAUUGACUUCUGUGAAAAAUGAUGACGGACAAAAUAUACCGGGCUUGCAAUCAGUGAAUAACUUAGUUUCAACCACAGGUGCAAUAGGUAAAAUGGGUACCGAUGCUGUCGGUGGUCUGGCAGGUAGUGGACUAAAUAAGCUAAAGAGCGUUUCCAACAUUAGAAAUGGAGGAUCUACUUCUAGCUCUAACGGUGAUGCAGAAACCGUAAAUUCCAGGAAGGGAUUUACUCCACAUUUGCCACAUUUGAGAGCUCCAUUUUCACAUAAAAAAAAACCAUCGUAUGAGUAUCAAGAUUCAAGAAUGAGCAAAGAUUUUGCUUCAUCAGUAAGGAAAUCACAAGAAUUCCCAGCCGGGGAUGUCAACAACACACCUCCCCAACUAAGGAUUCCUUCAUCUCCAGGUAACAUCGAUAAUGGUAAUUAUCUGAAAGGAAGAACAUCGAUGGAUGUGGUUAGUGUCAACACUGCAGCAUUUCAAGGUUCUGCGGCCAUUGCAGGGCGCCUGACUAUUCUAGAUUUUGAAUCUAAACGGCUAAGUAAGGUUAAUUACAGCGUUAAGGUUAUGAUUAGAUCAAAUAAUGGCAGCGAGAAGAAUGUUUACAAAACAAAGAAGAUGAAAUGCGAAGGUGAUGCAGUUAAAUGGCAUGAAAAUGCUAUUUUCAAAUGUGUCCCUAGUACAACUAUGAUUUUCCAGCUGAGAGAAAAUCACGCCUUUGGAAAGACCGAGGAGCUAGCACAAGGCGAAAUCCUACUAGAACAAGUCGCUGGUGUGAAGGAUGAUAUCAGAAUUACAUUAAGAGGUAAGGUUGAAGGCUAUUUGAACGUUAACUUCAAUUACGCUUGA